AUGUCAAAGCCUGCUGAUAAUCUUCCAUGGGUUGAAAAAUACCGUCCAAAAAAUCUUGACGAUAUUGUUCAGCAAGAAGAGGCUGUUAAAGCUUUAAAAACUACACUUGAAACAGGAGAUUUACCUCAUUUAAUUUUUCAUGGCCCACCAGGAACAGGAAAAACAUCUCUUGCAUUAGCAUUAUGCCGCUCUCUCUUUGGUGAAGACUUUAGACUACGCGUAAAGGAAUUAAAUGCUUCAGAUGAGCGUGGUAUUGAUGCUGUUCGCAGUUCAGUUAAAGAAUUUGCAUCGUUAGCAGUUCCAAAUGGAAAAAUCCCAUUCAAAAUUGUAAUUUUAGAUGAAGCAGACUCAAUGACUUCGGCUGCUCAAAAUGCUUUAAGACGUAUUAUUGAAACAUACUCCGCAGUCACACGUUUUAUCAUUAUUUGCAACUAUGUUUCGAAGAUUAUCGAUCCAAUUUUAUCUCGUUGCGCUAAGUUCCGCUUCAAACCACUUGAUCGUCCAGCAAUUAUACAGAGAUUACACAAAAUAUUCGAUGACCAAAACUUAUCUGUUGAUAAGGAAGAGACAUUUGAGACAUUAGUUGAUAUUUCCGGAGGUGAUCUCCGUAAAGCAAUUACUUUUGCUCAAUCAGCAGCAUCAACAUGUAUUGAAACUAGAAAGAUUACAUCUGAGAUUAUCACCAGUAUUAGCGGUGCUGCAAACCCAUCAGAUGUUGAAAACUAUUUCCAUACCUGCUUAAGUGCAGAUUGGGAUACAAUUGAAAACGCAACAACAGACUUAGUUUAUGCAGGAUAUGAUAUUAGCCAAAUCUUUGAAAUCCUCAUCAGUCUUAUAGUAAAAUCAAAUGAAAUCCCAGAAGCAAAGAAGCCUCAGCUAAUUCUUAAGAUAGCCCAAGCAGAUGGAUCUAUAAUCAACCGCGCCGAUCCUCAAUUCCAACUUCUUGGUAUUUCCGCAUCAAUCAGAGCUUCUAAAUAA
Trichomonas vaginalis G3 is the source of this 978-nucleotide messenger RNA. RefSeq names its product DNA replication. Gene Ontology annotation, biological process: DNA-templated DNA replication; DNA repair. The record is from RefSeq and is a predicted model, not a curated record. Gene Ontology annotation, molecular function: ATP binding; DNA clamp loader activity; ATP hydrolysis activity. The coding region runs from base 1 to 978 and encodes 325 amino acids. Lineage: Eukaryota; Parabasalia; Trichomonadida; Trichomonadidae. Gene Ontology annotation, cellular component: nucleus; DNA replication factor C complex. The transcript has a single exon.